AUGAUGUCUUUGCAAGGUAAGAAACUGCAAACGAAGUCAACAAAUCAAAAGAAAGACGGCAAAACCAAAGAAGAAACAGCUGAAAAAGUCAAAGCAAUUCGUGAAAAACAAAGUCUGUGGAUGAAGGAAAGAGAAGCUUCUAAGUCAUCUUCCACAAAAUUGAAGUCUUUGAGCAAAGAUAUUACUGCACUGCCAGAUGUCCCAAAGUUUCGAGCCCGUUCGAGUUUGUCUAGUGGUUCAUCGUCUGAAAAAGCUGUCAAUAGAAAUCCAUACAGUAAUCCACGAAGGAAACCUUUGUAUCCCGAGCCACAGAGAGAUCAUUCAGAUGUAGUUCCAUGGAUAUCCAAGGGUGAUAACCCUGUUUCUAGGAAACAGAGACCUCCUUCUGCCUCAGGUAGUCACAAAAGAAACCCAAGCUUAAAUCAUACGGAAGACAGCAGUGACCAUCACAUGCAGUAUGCUCCAUCGAAUUAUGCAAACUCGAAUUCUUCUGGGUCUUUAAAUAGCACAGCUCUCACUACUAGUCAACAGACUCUCCAUAACAGGCAAAGGCCAUCAUCACGAACUUCCUUAAAAUCUGAUACAAGUUGUCAAGUUGGUGAUCAAAUUGAUAGGGACAUAUAUAAUGAUGAAUCAUCAGAUAGGAACAGAAAAAUUUAUGGAAAUACAGCCACUAAUUCCUUUAGUGAUACUGUAAUUAACACUCAAAACAAGGAUAGUCUUUUAAGCACUUCUUCUGAGAAACACAAGACUCCAGAGUUAUCUGCUGAUAUGCUCAAUGCGUUAGCAGAUACUGUUGCAGAGAGGUUAAAAGUGUCAUUGCAACCUAGUGUCAGUCAUAAACAACAGCAAAAGAAUACCCAGGAAAAUAAUGAAUCAGGUAUUGCCAGCCACUCUUGUCCACUCUGUGAAAAACUAAUGAGUGGUCCAAGACACACACCCAUGGCUGCAAUACCUUGCGGACACACUUUUUGCCAGGCAUGUUUACGUGAUUGCAAGAAAUGCCCAACAUGUCAGACUGUUGUUAAGUCUACUGCAGUAAACACUGUAAUUCAGCAAAUAAUAUCUGACUUCAAAAUGCAGAAGGAGAAGGAGAGACUUCAAAAGCUGGAAGAGCAAACAAGACAAUAUGUAGAAGAAUACCAAUCUCUUACUCUUAGAUGUAAUGCAUUGAAUGGUAAGGAUAAAAUCAGGCUAUGGAGUAUGAGCCAUUUCUCUGUCUCACUUCUAAAUGGUUUUCCCAGCUCCAAGGAUACGGGGGUUUAAUUAAUCUUUUCCAUAAGCAGCUAUCAAUGGUUUAAUUGGUGGCUGUGCCAUAAGGCAAAAUCCAAAUGUAAGACCCUGUUUGCUUACUAAACUGAGGGCAAUGAGGAGUCUUUCAGGCAACAGUAGACCACUGGUCACCAGUUGUUGUGAAACCCCUGAUGAUAUUAGAGCAAGAAAAUUGCUCUCCCAUCAGAUCAGCUGAAUAGUAAAAAAUACUGGUUCAAUGUUGGUAUCUGAGCGACAGUGAACCUACCCCUCCCCUGAUGCAACAUUAGCCUGAACAUGUGAACAUCAUGAAACUAAAAUAUUCAUGAAACUAAAAGGAAACUAAAAGGGGGAAGAAUUGUUGAGUGAAACUCUUUAUCACCUUUAGGUGAGGCUGAGAGCAUUCUUGGGACCAUGGAAGAAGUAACGGAACAGCUCCUGGAUGAAAAGAAACUGAUCAAGAAACUAGAAAUGGAUGAAAGUGAACUGCGACAGAAAAUAAACCGUCUGCAAACUGAACUUGAUGGCAUUAAGAUUAAAGAAGAAGAUUGUAAGGAAAGAUGCCAAGAUUUGGAGCAAAGAUACAAUGAAGAGAAAGAAAGGUUGUCCAUGGUUGAAGACACUGUACAAAGAAUUAAACAGAGUAAAGAACGGAUUAAAAUGAUGGUGCAUAACUUUGCUCCAGCGUUAAACCUUGAUGAUUAUGAUUAGUGUCUAAGCAUUGAUAACAAUGUUGCAAUUGUGGUUGCUUUUUGUAUCCAUAUGUCAAAACAUUGUUGCUUCUUAGAUUGCUACACCUAUGGGAAAAUUAACCUUUUACAUCCCUAUGUCAGUAUGCAUAUUCUCCAUACGGUUCUCUAUACAUGAUCUAAGGUGCUGAUAGAGAGAAUUUGUUUAACAAUCAAGAGCUUCUUUGGUUGAUGAUCAUUUCUUUUAUUCUUGGGACUUAAAUGUUGGAUUCAUGAGUGGUAUUGUAAUGAGAAAUUGGAUGCUAGUCACUCUUAGCCCUUUACACCCUAAAAUCAGUAUGCAUAUUCUCCAUACUGCUCUUUAUACAUUUCCUAAGCUGCUGACAAGGAGAAUUUGUUUACCAAUCAAAAGCUUCUUUUGUUGGUGUUCAUUUCCUUUAUUCUCAUGACCUUAACAAGUGAUUUAGGGGUGAUAUUGUGUGGAGAAAUUUGAUGCCAGUCACUCUUAGUGGUUAAAGUGUUUAGUGUUAAAGGGUUCACUGCUACACUUGUAAUUAGGAAAUUCGAUAUGUACAUAUUUAUGUAAGAACUUUUUUUUUUUAUCAUAGGUAGUCACAUCCUUUACUAUUCUUAACCCAAAUGUACUAAUGUGAUGUUCAAUAUUUUACAUAUUUAUUAACCCUUUCACUCCCAAGAUCUGAUUAGUAAUUCUCCUUACUAUCUGCC
Messenger RNA from Pocillopora meandrina, 2666 nucleotides. NCBI's taxonomy places the organism in Eukaryota, Metazoa, Cnidaria, Anthozoa, Scleractinia, Pocilloporidae. The record is from the annotation of a GenBank genome assembly.